AUGAGUAAAGCGUCGAAAGAUUUGAAUCUAUCAUCGAUUAUUACUCAGGUAUCCAAAGAUGAUGAUACUAAUCGAGCUGUGCCAUUAACUGGUACAGUUAUCAGCCCUGGAACUUCUCCUGUCACCAAAACUCGUUCAAGUCGAAAACGUCGUCUGAUGUCCAUUUUACUAUGCUGCCUAAGUGUAUCCAAUCACAAUCGACCUAAAACGACCAUAUAUUCACCGAAAAAUGAAACCUCACCAAAUCAAGAGGCAACCGAGAAAUUCCUUCUGCCAUCAUUACGUAGCAACGAACGAGCGAAGAUCUGUUUGAUUAUUGAUCUUGAUGAAACUCUAGUUCAUUCAUCAUUCAAACCUGUGCCCAAUGCUGAUUUCAUCGUUCCAGUGGAAAUCGAUGGACAAGUCCACCAAGUCUACGUCACCAAACGGCCACAUGUCGAUGAAUUCCUACGUCGCGUUGGCGAACUCUACGAAUGUAUUUUAUUUACUGCUAGUCUGGCCAAAUAUGCAGAUCCAGUCGCUGAUUUACUUGACCCAAAUCAAAUAUUUCACGCAAGACUUUUCCGAGAAUCCUGUACUUACUACAAUGGAAAUUAUAUCAAAGAUCUUAGUCGAUUAGGUCGCGAUAUUCAUAAUGCUGUCCCUGUAUCAAGUUGGUUUGAUGAUAUGCACGAUACGGAAUUAUUAACGUUGAUUCCUAUCUUUGAACGUCUGGCGUUAGUUGAUGAUGUUAUUCCUGCUUUACAAGAUAUUCAUCAACGUCGAGCAAUUGUUUAA
Molecule: messenger RNA, 777 nt
Organism: Adineta ricciae
Lineage: Eukaryota; Metazoa; Rotifera; Eurotatoria; Adinetida; Adinetidae
Source: the annotation of a GenBank genome assembly